AUCCUAAUCAAAUUCCACAACAUAUACAGAAUAUUUUACCAUUUACACUCCCUAUUACACAAAGAUCAUAUACCAGAGCUACUGUCAAUGCACUCAGAAAAAUUUUCAAGUUUGAUAAAUUAACAGAUAACUAUUUUGCAAAACUCCCAAUAUUACCGGAUAGAUACCAAGAACUCCUUCCAGAAUUGCAAACUUAUUUCCCAAUUACGAGUAGACAAUCACUACAAUAUCUUUUAUAUUUUAGAUGCAAACUUGCUGACUAUUAUACUUUUACUACAAUCCAAAGCUCAUACUUUGAACUUCCACCACCCAAACAACCACUACCUACCACCUAUCAGGAACUCUACUACAGAGUCAGAGGACUUUUUCCAUUUAACACAUCUACAUCCAAAGUUACAUUAGCUGAAGCAGUAGCACAACUAAAAGAGUACUACAUCUUCAAGCUACUCCCCAGUGACUACUUUAUCACUAAAUUACCUCUACCAAACAAGACUGAACUCAUCCGUACUAGCUCACAAUUUACCUAUCCAAUAACUGAUGAUACACUAGCAAAAGUAUUUCUCGAUGAGAUUUCACAACAUUAUCACAAUCAAGAACUUGCACAACUUAACAUUACAUUACCAAUUACAACACCUCAACAUCUUACCCAAAUUGUUAAAACACUUCAACAAAACUUUUACUUUAAGCAACUACCACCAUCUUGGAUAAAUAUUACCAAUAAUCUCACUCAUGCUACAGAUCAAACUAACAAUACUAAUACCAACAAACCUACUCAGAACAAACAACCUCUUCCACCCAUACCAAAUACUAAUGAAGAGGUCCAGUCAGCCUUAACUCAAAACAACAUUCAACUCACACUUCCAAUUAUACUACAAUCACAGAUAACACCAACAAUGCAAGCUCUUAGACAACUCUACACAAUUCCCACAAUCCCAGAUUUUCUACUUAAUCUUCCACCACUACCUACACCAACAUGGAAAAUAUUUAAUACUUCUACUACAUCAUCUGACAUGCCACCUAUAACCAAUACAGUGGCAAUGGACACUUCUUAA
Molecule: messenger RNA, 1052 nt
Organism: Paraglomus occultum
Lineage: Eukaryota; Fungi; Glomeromycota; Glomeromycetes; Paraglomerales; Paraglomeraceae
Source: the annotation of a GenBank genome assembly